GCCCCUUGGCUCCUUUCACUUCCAUAGUUGAGUUUUUUUUUCUUUUAAUUCCUCCAUGCAUUUCAUUUUCUUUUCUUUUCCUCCUUUAUUUGAUGUUUGCCAUUGUCAUCAUCAUCAACUCUGAUAAAAUGUAACAUGUCCUAUUUUUCCCCUGCCCUUUUUCUCACUCAUCCCUCAUAGUAAUUCUCAAGAAACAUCACUUGGCCCUACCUUUUUGGCUUCAAUUUUAUCACUCAAGCUCUUGACCCCACCCAUCAUUUCAAUCAAAUCUUGGCUCUCGACUCCAUUUACUCUCUCCCUCUCUCUCUCUCUAACUUUGAAUCAAAUGUGAUCAAUCAAACAACUUCCCAUGUUAAAACAGUUCUCAGUCCAUUAGCCUAACAGCAGCAGCAGCAGUCAAGACAAAGUGGAAACCAAAAAUGCUCUCUUUAUUCCCAUUUCCCCUUCACCUCCUGCUGCUAUUAAUCUGUUUCCCAGUCUUCUCCACCAAUCAGCAAUCUCUAGCACCAGACAGCUCCAUGAAUCGCCACGAACUCGAAACCUUGUACAAGAUCAUGGAGAGCCUCUCGGCCGAUGAGGACUGGCGAGCCGCCUACCCGAACCCCUGCCAGCCGGGUUCGGGCUGGACGGGGAUCGAGUGCAAGCAUUCGACACUCGACAACCUCCUCCACGUCACCCGGCUCGACCUGGGCACCUUUCCCAAUCCAGCUUGCAAGAACUCUGCCACAUUCCCUCCAGAAAUCUUCCACCUCCCAAACCUUGAUGCAGUCUUCAUCUUCCAAUGCUUCACCAACGCCCCGGCACGAAUCUCGAUCCCUCCGAACAAGCUGCCGCCGGCCUCCCCUCUCCAGCAGCUCAGCUUGAGAUCAAACUCUGCUCUCAUCGGCACAAUCCCACCUCAAAUCUCCACCCUCAAAUCCCUCCAAAUCCUCACAUUGUCCCAAAACCGGCUAACCGGGCCAAUCCCGGUCGAGAUCUUCACCUCCAGCUCCCUCCUGCACCUUGACUUGAGCUACAACACCCUCACAGGCACAAUCCCACCAGAAGUAGGCAAUCUUGGAAAGCUUGUAGGCCUUGACUUGAGCUACAACAAGCUGACCGGGGCGAUCCCGCCCACCAUAGGCGAGCUUCGGAUUCUCCAGAAGCUCGACCUCAGCUCCAACCUCCUCACCGGAACCAUCCCAGACUCCAUCCACGAGCUGCAGUCUCUAGUUUUCUUGGCACUCAGCAACAACAGAUUGCAUGGUGCCUUCCCCAAAGGCCUCAUCAACCUCCACAGCUUGCAGUAUUUCUUGAUGGACAACAAUCCGAUGUCCGUUUCCCUGCCCGAGGAAUUCGGGCAGCUCAAGAAGCUGCAAGAGCUCCGCCUCUCCAACUCCGGCUACUCCGGCACCAUCCCUUCUGCAUACUCCCAGCUCCUCAACCUCAGCUCUCUCUCACUGCAGAACAACAGACUAUCAGGCACAAUCCCAGAUGGAUUCACCAACCUCUCCCACAUUUACCACUUGAACUUGAGCAGGAACUUUCUACAAGGUGUUGUGCCUUUCAACUCAACCUUCUUGAAAAGGCUGGGGAGGAACUUGGACCUCAGUGGCAACUCAGGGCUGUGUUUCAGCCCAUCUGCCGCCGCCGAUGAUGUCAUCAUCGGUGUCGGUGUCUGUGGCAACAAUGACAGAAUCAGCAGCAAACCGGUGAAGAAAUCUGAAGCUGCAUUGCUGCACUGUUCCACUCUGCUCUUUGUUAGUCUUUGCUUCACCAUUCUAUCAUUUCAUCACACAAUUUAUUAUUUCUAGUUCAUACAUAUGUUUAGGUCAGCCUUGGUUUUCAUUGUCCAUCUGUCUGUCCCAUGUUUAGUUAAAUUUUAAAGGGCAAUGGAUGUUUGAUUUGAUAGAAGUGUAUGUUGGACUGAAGCAGCUAAUCCAUUCCACAAUUUGACUGUGCAUGGCUUAGAUAUCAUAAUAUAUACAACAAUGAAGGUCAUUAGCAUUUUCCAA
Salvia miltiorrhiza (redroot sage) is the source of this 1994-nucleotide messenger RNA. Its product is annotated as receptor like protein 29. Lineage: Eukaryota; Viridiplantae; Streptophyta; Magnoliopsida; Lamiales; Lamiaceae. Bases 420 to 1793 code for a protein of 457 amino acids. Gene Ontology annotation, molecular function: protein binding. The transcript has a single exon. The record is from RefSeq and is a predicted model, not a curated record.